CAUCCAUUCACCUUACUGAAGAACCAGCCGGUGCUCCUUCCUCUUUUCUAACCAUUUAUCAGCCAGACGUGUGGUGCUUUCUCCACUUUGUUGCUUUGAACUUGAGACGUUGAGACAAACCUCCUUGAACCAGAUGGCCGACUCUGCAGAAGAUGCGCCCCUAUCCGGAGGGAGCCUGGCGGGCAGUGAACAGGUCCUUGUAGCCUCCGCCGGUCCCGCCGGGGGCUCCAACCAGCGUGCCUUUAAGGUGGCCGCGUUGACCACCAUCGCAUGUCUGCUGCUGGCCAGCCAGGUCUUCACUGCCUUCAUGGUGUUUGACCAGAAGCAGGAGAUCCACACACUGCAGAAAGACUCUACCCGAUUGGGCAAACAGCUGACCCGCGUAUCCCAAGCUCCAGUGAGGAUGCAGAUGCCCAUGAGGGAUUUUCCUCUUCUGAAGGACUACACCUCCUCCAAGAAGCCCCUGGCUAAACUGCAGGACACUGUUGCCAGCCUGGAGACCCAGGUGAAGGACCUCGUGCAGGACUCCCAGCUCCCGCAGUUCAACGAGACCUUCCUGGCCAACCUGGAGAACCUGAAGCAGCACAUAAACGAGAGCGAGUGGACGAGCUUUGAGUCCUGGAUGCGUUACUGGCUGAUCUUCCAGAUGGCCCAGAAGAAACCUCCCACCCCGGCACCCGAGUCAGCUGCUGUCAUCCAGACCAAAUGCCAGUUGGAGGGAGAAUCUGGAGCUACCAAGAUCGGCUCCUUUAAGCCCCAGUGUGACGAGCAGGGCCGCUACAAGCCCAUGCAGUGCUGGCACGCCACCGGCUUCUGCUGGUGUGUGGACCAGACUGGCAAAGCCAUCGCGGGCACCAGCAUUCGGGGCCACCCCGACUGUCAGAGAGGUUAUUCCAGCCGCAGGAUGUUGGCCCCCAUGCGGAUUCAGAAGACCAUCAGCGUUGACGAUGAGUGAAACCAAUAAAGCAGAGGUGUGCAGUUUCUUUUCGUCAAGCUCCACCAAUGAGGGGAAAGAGGGUUUUAAGCUGAAUGCAGACAGUUAUUGUUUUGACUUUUGAUCAGUUGAAGCAAUUAAAUGUCAUUUCUAAUUUCAACUAUUCUGCUUGCUGCUUCAUAUAUAGGGCUGGUACAGUGUAUGGCUUUUACUGUCUUUUACAUUUUUACCUUUUCAGAUUAGUCAAAGCUCAGAGCUGUUGACAUUUUAAUCGCCUUAUUCAUGUAAUCACACAUUUAUCCCUGUACCACCAUGUAGACAUGGAGGUAGUUCAGUUUUUUAAUAAUUGGAGUUUUAAUGUUAUUGUUUGAGAUCAUUAAAGGCAAGUUGAUGUUUAUGGUGGAUACAGCGUGAAAACAUCACAUUUGAAACAUGUUAAGAGCCAGAAUCUUCCCUGAAACAAUGUCCAUUGUAACUUUGAAAGCUUACAGGCCUCACUGAGCUGAUUUCAUUCCAAUCAUUUCCAUCACAAAGGAAUUCCAGUUUGACGUGAAGUAGUGAAAUAUUUCCAAUGCUGUGUGUGCCACGAAACAAGGCUGUAUAACACCGAAUCAAUUCUUUGUAAUUUGUGGGAACUUAUCCUCUGAAAAGGUUGUCAAAGUAAGAGCUACCAGCGUUUGAGUGCAAUAAAAUGUUUCAAUAAAGUCUUUCUGAUCACACCAUCUGCACACUA
Molecule: messenger RNA, 1667 nt
Organism: Pungitius pungitius (ninespine stickleback)
Lineage: Eukaryota; Metazoa; Chordata; Actinopteri; Perciformes; Gasterosteidae
Gene: cd74a
Product: CD74 molecule, major histocompatibility complex, class II invariant chain a
Exons: 9
Coding region: 134-955 (273 amino acids)
Biological process (GO): immune response; antigen processing and presentation; protein trimerization
Cellular component (GO): membrane
Molecular function (GO): MHC class II protein binding; macrophage migration inhibitory factor binding
Source: RefSeq, a predicted model, not a curated record